GGCUUCCGCAUGUGCGAUUUCAAUUUGGGCAGAAAGUCUCUGACAACGGCAUCUUCAAUAUCCAUGUGACAUUGGCACCGAAACUUUUGGACGAAGAACGCAUAGCGUUAUAUCGAAGCCAUGGUAUCCGCCAGCGGAUUGGCGCUCGGAUAUUACCUCUUACGAUAUUCAGCCUCAUUUACGCCUUGCUCCUCGGAUCUAAUCAGGACUAAUGACUCAGCCUAUAUAUCACUCUCAUACCACAUCAAGCUUGAACCGUCGGUAUUGCUAUUUGAACCCGAUGUGAAUAACGCGCUCAGAAACAUUCACUGGUGUGAACGACACCAUACGAACCACCGCUAAGAAUCACUGGCUAGACGUCG
Trichoderma asperellum CBS 433.97 is the source of this 362-nucleotide messenger RNA. The record is from RefSeq and is a predicted model, not a curated record. NCBI's taxonomy places the organism in Eukaryota, Fungi, Ascomycota, Sordariomycetes, Hypocreales, Hypocreaceae.